This is a messenger RNA of Trichechus manatus latirostris (Florida manatee), 3454 nucleotides long. RefSeq names its product integrin subunit alpha 2b (gene ITGA2B). Gene Ontology annotation, biological process: cell adhesion mediated by integrin; cell-matrix adhesion; integrin-mediated signaling pathway. The transcript has 30 exons. Lineage: Eukaryota; Metazoa; Chordata; Mammalia; Sirenia; Trichechidae. Gene Ontology annotation, cellular component: integrin complex; external side of plasma membrane. The coding region runs from base 157 to 3267 and encodes 1036 amino acids. Gene Ontology annotation, molecular function: integrin binding. The record is from RefSeq and is a predicted model, not a curated record.
GGUGUGUGGAGGGGCUGUAUAUCCUUUUGUUCUACCCACUGCUCAGCAAGUUGCUUUGGGCCCCAGUUUGAUAAGAAAUGACUUCCUGUGGUGGAAACUGAAGGGAAGAGGAAGAAGCUAGCCCAUUCCUGCCUAGGAGGUUGUGGGAGAAGGAAGAUGGCCAGAGCUUUGUGUCCACUGCAUGGCCUCUGGUUCCUGGGGUGGGCACAGCUGCUCUUAGGACCCGGUGGUACCCCUCCAACGUGGGCCUUGAACCUGGACCCAGUGCGGCUCACUGUCUACACAGGCCCCAAUGGCAGCCACUUUGGGUUUUCAUUGGACUUCUACAAGGACAGCAGUGGAAGCGUGGGUAUCGUGGUGGGAGCCCCUCGGGCCCUGGACCGUAGCUCGGAGGAAACCGGCGGUGUGUUCCUGUGCCGUUGGAGAGCCGAGGGCGGCCAGUGCACCUCGCUGCCCUUCAACCUCAAGGAUGACACCCAAAACAUGGGCUCCCAAACCUUUCAAACCUUCAAGGCCGGGCAAGGACUGGGGGCUUCUGUCGUCAGCUGGAGGGACUACAUUGUGGCUUGUGCUCCCUGGCAGCAUUGGAAUGUGCUAGAAAAUACCGAGGAGGCCGAGAAGACGCCCGUAGGUGGCUGCUGGGUGGCUCAUCUCCAGAGCGGCGGCCGCGCAGAGUACUCGCCCUGCCGGGCUAACACCAUGAGCCGGGUUUACGUCCAAAAUGAUUUUAGCCAUGACAAACGCUACUGCGAAGUGGGCUUCAGCUCGGUGGUCACCCAGGCUGGGGAGCUGGUGCUUGGGGCCCCCGGUGGCUAUUUUUUCUUAGGGCUCCUGGCCCGGGCUUCAGUCGCUGAUAUCGUCUCGGGUUACAGUCGUCGUCGGGACAGUCUCUUGUGGCACGUGCCCACAAGCUUCACCUCCGACUACAGCAACUCAGAGUUCUUCGACGGCUACCGGGGGUACUCGGUGGCCGUGGGCGAGUUCGACCGGAAUCCCAACACUACAGAGUAUGUCUUCGGUGCCCCCACCUGGAGUUGGACCCUGGGAGCGGUGGAGAUUUUGAACUCGGACCUCAAGAUGCUGCACCGGCUGCUUGGGGAGCAGAUGGCUUCGUAUUUCGGGCACUCGGUGGCUGUCACUGACGUCAACGGGGAUGGGAGGCAUGACCUGCUAGUGGGCGCACCGCUGUACAUGGACAGCUGGGCUGACCACAAGCUGGCCGAGGUGGGGCGCGUGUACUUGUACCUGCAGCCCCGUGGCCCCCACAUGCUGGGCACCCCCAGCCUCCUGCUGACCGGCACCCAGCUCUACGGACGAUUUGGCUCGGCCAUUGCCCCCCUGGGUGACCUCGACCACGAUGGCUACAAUGAUCUUGCAGUGGCCGCCCCCUAUGGGGGUCCCAGCGGCCGAGGCCAGGUGCUGGUGUUCCGGGGCCAGAGUGAGGGGCUGAUCUCACGCCCAUCCCAGGUCCUGGACAGCCCCUUCCCCAAAGGCUCUGGCUUUGGCUUCUCCCUGCGAGGUGCCACAGACAUUGAUGACAACGGAUACCCAGACCUGCUGGUGGGAGCUUAUGGGGCUAGCAAGGUGGCUGUGUACAGAGCUCAGCCUGUGGUGAUGGCCAGUGUCAAGCUGCUGGUGCAAGAUUCACUGAAUCCUGCUGUGAAGGAUUGUAUCCUGCCCCAGACCAGCACAGCAGUGAGCUGCUUCGACAUCCAGAUAUGUGUGGGAGCCACCGGGCACAACAUUUCUGAAAAGCUGCACCUGAAUGCUGAGCUGCAGCUGGACAGGCAGAAGCCACGCCAGGGCCGGCGGGUGCUGCUGCUGGCCUCUCAGCAGGCGAGCACCACCCUGAGCCUGGACCUGGGCAGGAAGCACAGCCCUAUCUGCCACACCACCAAGGCCUUCCUUCGGGAUGAGGCUGACUUCCGGGACAAGCUGAGCCCCAUUGUGCUCAGCCUCAACGUGUCCCUGCAGCCUGAGGAGACUGGACUGGCACCUGCUCUUGUGCUGCAUGGAGAAACUCAUGUCCAGGAGCAGACUCGCAUCAUCCUGGACUGUGGGGAGGAUGACCUGUGUGUGCCCCAGCUUCAGCUGACUGCCAACAUGAGUGGCUUCCUGCUUCUGAUUGGGGCUGACAAUGUACUGGAGCUGCGGAUGGAUGCUACCAACAAAGGCGAGGGGGCCUAUGAGGCUGAGCUAGCCGUGCACCUGCCCCCAGGUGCCCACUACAUGCAGGCCCUCAGCGACCUUGAGGGGUUUGAAAGGCUCAUCUGUAACCAGAAGAAAGAGAACGAGACCAAGGUGGUGCUGUGUGAGCUGGGCAACCCCAUGGAGAAUGAUGCCCGGAUACAAAUCACAAUGUUGGUGAGUGUGGGGAAUCUGGAAGAGGCUGGGGAGUACGUGUCCUUCCGGCUGCAAAUCAGGAGCAAGAACAGCCAGAAUCCAAACAGUGAGAUGGUGCUGCUGAAUGUGCCAGUCCGGGCAGAUGCACACGUGGAACUUCGAGGGAACUCCGUUCCGGCUUCGCUGGUGGUGGCAUCUGAUGAAGGCAACAGGGAGGAGAAAAGCUGGGGCCCCAAAGUGGAGCACACCUAUGAGCUCCACAACAAGGGCCCUGGUGCUGUCAGUGGCCUGCGCCUCAACCUGCGGCUUCCUGGCCAGUCCCAGUCUUCCGAUCUGCUCUACAUCCUGGAUGUGCGGCCCCAGGGGGGGCUCAACUGCUCCUCACAGCCCUCCUCCAACCCCCGCCAGCUGGACUGGAGGCUGCCCGCCCCCAGCCGGUCCCCUGUUUACCCCAAGCAUCACAAGCGGGAGCGCAGACAGGCUCUGCAGCCAGGCUCACAGCAGCCCUCCAAGCUCCAAGAACCCAUUCUAGUGAACUGCGACUUGGUGCCCUGUACUGUAGUGCAGUGUGAGCUGCAGGAGAUGGCGCGAGGGCAGCGAGCCAUGGUCACCGUGCUGGCUUUAGCCUGGCUGCCCAGCCUCCGCCAGAGGCCACUGGAUCAGUUUAUCCUGCAGUCUCACGCUUCGUUCAACGUAUCUGCCCUUCCCUACGCGGUGCCCGCCCUCAGCCUGCCCAGAGGGGAAGCACUAGUGCAGACGCAGCUGCUUCGGGUCUUGGAGGAGAGGGACAUUCCUAUCUGGUGGAUUCUGGUAGGCGUGCUGGGUGGUCUGCUGCUGCUCACGCUGCUGGUCCUAGCCAUGUGGAAGGUCGGCUUCUUCAAGCGGAAUCGCCCGCCCCUGGAAGAGGAAGAUGAAGAGGAGUGAUGGUGCCCUCACUCCAUUCCAGCAGGAAGGUGGUGCGGUGCCCACGCUGCCCUUUACUCUCCACUGAGUGCCCCGCAGCUCUGAGCACCCACAAGUUGGAGCUGUUCCAUGGGGGCCUCCUGGUGUCCUCCCCUUCCCUACAGAGCUGGGCCACCUUUUUCCUGCUGCCUAAUAAAGAGGCUAAGCC